Messenger RNA from Candida albicans SC5314, 3819 nucleotides. RefSeq lists its product as uncharacterized. NCBI's taxonomy places the organism in Eukaryota, Fungi, Ascomycota, Pichiomycetes, Serinales, Debaryomycetaceae. The transcript has a single exon. Bases 1 to 3819 code for a protein of 1272 amino acids. The record is from RefSeq and is a predicted model, not a curated record.
AUGGUUUUAUACAAACGUAAACAAGUCAAAAUCAUUCCACCAGAUGAUCUACCAGAAGAUUUAACUACUCAAGUUUGGUUUAUACCGGAAACUAAAGAAUGGUUUCUACUGUAUAGUGAUUAUAUCAAAAGAAUGGAUUAUUUGAAAACUAGAAAUUUUGUAUGUGAAAUUACUGGUAAUAGUUGUUUAACUUAUUUUGAAGCUUUAAAAAGUGAAGAACAAGAAAUUAGAGAAGUUGAAAAAAAUUUCCCUGAAGCAUUAAAGGAACAUAUUUUACGAUUUUUACAAUUCAAUCGAAUUUCAAGAUUAGAUAUGUUAGUCGAUAAUGUUUAUCAAGUUUUCAAAAAUGAUUAUUUCCCCGGUGAAACUGUUUUCCUUCGUGGAAUUGAUAAUAAUAAUAAUGUUAGUAAUAACAGUACCAAUAAUAAAGAACAUUUAACGAAACAACGAGGAACAAUUAGAGAGAAAGUUCAAUAUGGACAAGAUCAACCUACUAAAUACCUUGUGGUCAGAUUAAAUGAUAAUCAUCAAGCUAUUGUUACAGAACAAAACAUAUCAAGAGAUAGAAAUCAUUUCACCAAAUGGUUAAUUAAAACAUUUAUUAAAUUAACCAUGUCUAGAUCAUAUAAAGUGGGUGCUCCAUGGGUUGUUAAAACAAAGUAUGCCAAAAAAUAUAGUAUCCCCACCACUUAUCCUGAUGAUCUUAAACAAUUUGCUGAUACUACACCUACGGGAGAUAUUGUUUUCAUUCAACCUAAAAAGAAGCGUGGACCUCAACCGAAAAUAACUGAAACUCCUCCCAAACCUCCUAAACCACCAAAAGAACUUAAAAAACCCAAGAAAAUUGCUAUUAAAGCCGAACGUAAACAACCUACGCCAGCACCUACUAAACCAAUUGUACCAAUUGCCCCUGCUGCACCACCGGCUGUGGUUGUUCCUUUUAAAAAGAAAUUCCCUACUCAUUAUAUUCCUGAUGCUAUAAUGAAAGAAUAUGAAGAAGAGGAAGCUAAAGGGACCCCAUCAUUUGGAUUAUCACAAUUUCAACCGACAAAGAAAAAUAUUGUUGAAGAUUUAGAAUUAAAAUUUGACUUACAAAAUUCUAAACCACUUCCUAAAAUAUUAUCAUUACCGGAAAAUGCUAAAUAUUGGAAUCAACAAAUAAUCGAAGAAGAAAAAGAAAAAGAAAAAGAAACGGAAGGAGAAAUUGAUGAAAUUGAACGAGAAAGAGAAAGAUUAUCUUGUUAUAGAUUACCUUCUAUUCUGGAAGCAUUACAAUCGUGGAUAUUUCUUAAUGUUUAUCAUAAUAUAUUGAAUAUUGAUACAUUUACAUUUGAUGAUUUUGUGUUUGCUAUGGGAUGGAAUGCUGAUCAAUUUUCUGAAGAUGGUCGAUGUGAAUUAUUAGAUGAAAUUUGGUGUGCUGUUUUAAGUGCAAUAGUAUCUAAUGAAUUACCCACUAAUAAAGAAGCCAAAGAUUAUAAAGAAAGAGAUGAAAUCUAUGGGUUGACUAUAACUUUACCCGAAAAGGAUGAAAUCAAUGAAGAUAGUGAAAACGACAGUGAAGAGGAUGAAGAUGAAGAUGAAAAGGAAGAGGACGAAAAAAUUAAACAGGAAAAACAACCACAACAGGACGAGAAACAAAACAACAUAAAAGAUAAUGAAUCUAAUUCAGAUCAAGUAUCAUCAUCCAAACCAAAAGGAGAUGAUUCAGAAGAUCAUGGUUCUGAAAGUGAACUGGAAGAAAAACAAUUGGAUAUUGAUACUGAACAAAGUGAUUCUGAAGAAAAUGAUAAAGAGUCCAAUACCGACAAACCGGUUGUUACUCACAAUGCUUAUGAAUGUAUGAAUCAUAGAGGUACCUCAUGGGAUGAACGUUUACGUAAACGUAAUUUUAAAGAUGGUAAUUGGCAAUGUAUACUAUUAGGUGUAUUGUCAUUAGUGGAACAUGUACCUCAAUAUGAAACAACUAUAAAUAAAAUUUAUCAUAAAUUGGCACCUAAAGAUAAACCAGCAACGGCAUUAUCAGUAAAAGCAACGGCAUUAUCAGUAAGAAAUCAAUUUUAUGAUGAACUUGAUAUUGAAUUGAAAUUUAAGGCAUUGAAUAUUUUGAUUGAUUUGGUCAUUAGUAGUCCUUUGGUAAGAAAUCAUAUUGAUAGUUGUCUUGAAAAUCUGACACUGUUAAGAAGAAACAGAUUAGAUAAUUUAAAAGAAUACAAAAUUGUGUUGGAACUGGCUCAAAAGGCCCAUCAAUACAUAACUACCAAACUUGCAACCACAAAAAAUGUUUCACAGUUAGAUCAAUCAUCACCAGAGCAACAACAACAAUCACAACAACAGCAACCACAGCAAACAGAACAGAUAUCAGAAAUAAAGAAAGGGUUAGAUCUCAAUAAACUUGAAUUAUCUGAAUCUGAACGUUUACUUGCUGAACAAGAUAAUGAAUUCAAAGAACAAUGUAAUAUUAGAAAAGACGCAAUUAUCAAGUUGAAUCAAUUGAAAGAAGCUAAACGAGAAAUUGAACAAAAAUUGACUGAAUUAGAUUGUCAAAGAAUGAAAUUAUUAGGGAAAGAUCGACUUUACAAUAGAUAUUGGUGGUUUGAAAAUAAUGGAUUGCCAAAUUUGCAUUCUGGUGGGAACAAUAAUGAUGAAGAUGAUGAUGAUGAUGAAAACAAUGACAAUAAUAAGAAAGAUGAAGGUGAAAAUGAAAAUGAAAAUGAAGAUAAAGGAGAAAAUGUUGAUAGUGAUAAUGAAAAUGAAGAAGUUGAUGAUGAUGUUCAUGAUGAAACUUAUCUUAUGGGGAGAUUAUGGGUCCAAGGUCCUUCCAAUAAUGAUAUUGCUAUACAUUUUAAAACUGAUUUAAAGGAUGCACAAGAAUUUCUGAAUAAAAUUGACAAAAUAAGACUUGAAAAUGAUGGACAAGAGCUUGACAAUGGAAAAGUUAAUGAAGAGAAUAACAACAACACCACCACCACCAACGGUAACACGAACAACAACUCUAACAGCAGCAGCAACAGCAGCAGCAACAAUAAAGUGAAGAAAUUGAAUUUUAGUAAACUUCCAUCACAACUCAUCACAACCGUGCGGGAUUCAUUUGCGCUUGAUAUUAAAGAGAAGGAGAUUUUCACUCAAAGUGGAGAAAAAUUAAUUGAUGAAGAAGGAUCAUUUAUGGUUCCACUUGCAAAAUUGUCUAAUUUACAACGUAAAUGUAUUGAAGAAUUUCCUGAUCCAUUAAUGACAGGACUGGAUUGGAGAUAUUAUGAUAAACCUGAAGAUAUUACUAAAUUAAUUUCAUGGUUAAAUCCAUGGGGUAAACGAGAAUCAUUACUUCGAAAAGAAUUAUCACUUGUUAAAGAAGCCAUUAUAUCUAGUAUGGAAGCGAGAAGAAAAGCGCUUUGGAUAGAUCAAACCCCACCUGAAGAAUUAGAAAUAUCUGAUAAUAUUAAGAAAUUAAAAACAAAAUUAUUUGGAGGCAGUGGAGACGAUAAUGAGAAUGAAAAUCAUUUGAAAGAUAAGACUGAUGCUGCUGAAGAAGAUGACGAUGUAAUACUAACCUCUAGUGCUAAACGUGCAAGGAGAUCAACUGGUUCUAGGAAAAGACAAAAAGUCGUCACUGUUCAAGAUGCUUUAGAAUUUGGUGAACCAGAAGAUAUAAAUAAAAUGAUUAAAGAAUUAGAAAAAGAAUUAAUUGAAAAGAAAGAUAAUCGAGAAAUCAAUCGAGUAUUAGAAUGGGUUAAUUCUCGAGCUUUAGAUUUAUUUGAAAAAUCAUUAUAUGAAGGUGGAGAUAAACAAAAAUCAAAUAAAUCAAAACAAAAAAAGAAAUAA